CGCAUCCCGAGCCUGGCCCCAUCAGAUGCGCUGGCUGCCUCCGUCCGGGGCUGCGGGGUAGAUGACGGUGGACAGCAGCAUGAGCAGUGGGUACUGCAGCCUGGAGGAGGAACUGGAGGAUUGCUUCUUCACUGCCAAGACCACCUUUUUCAGGAAUGUGCAGAGCAAACAUCCUUCGAAGAAUGUCUGUAAACCCGCAGAGGAGCCGCAGUGCCCACCACCCACGCUGCAGGAGAUCAAACAGAAGAUCGACAGCUACAACACCCGGGAAAACAACUGCCUGGGCAUGAAGCUGAGUGAAGAUGGCACCUACACGGGUUUCAUCAAAGUGCAUUUGAAACUUCAGCGGCCGGUGACUGUGCCGGCUGGGAUCCGGCCCCAGUCCAUCUAUGACGCCAUCAAGGAAGUGAACCUGGCAGCCACCACGGACAAGCGGACAUCCUUCUACCUGCCGCUGGAUGCCAUUAAGCAGCUGCACAUCAGCAGCACCACCACGGUCAGCGAGGUCAUCCAGGGGCUGCUCAAGAAGUUCAUGGUCGUGGACAAUCCCCAGAAGUUUGCACUUUUUAAGCGGAUACACAAGGACGGACAAGUAUUCUUCCAGAAACUCUCCGUGGCUGACCGCCCCCUCUACCUGCGCCUACUCGCCGGGCCCGACACGGAUGUCCUCAGCUUCGUGCUCAAGGAGAAUGAAACAGGAGAGGUGGAGUGGGAUGCCUUCUCCAUCCCCGAGCUCCAGAACUUCGUAACAAUCCUGGAAAAAGAGGAGCAGGACAAAAUCCAACAAGUGCAAAAGAAGUAUGACAAGUUUAGGCAGAAACUGGAGGAGGCCUUAAGAGAAUCCCAGGGCAAACCUGGCUAACCCGUCUGGCUUCCUCUUCUCCUGAUGCCCAUGGAUGUAUUUGUAUUAUUAAUUAUUAUUUUGCAACAGACACUUUUUCUCAGGAGCCCUCUGGUGGGUGCAUUUGUGCCUGCCCAGCAGUUCCAGAUGUGGCAUGAAAUCUGAUGAACAUGUGUGUGCGGGGUUGGGGCCUGCCUGCCGCCACGCCGUGCCCCUCGCACACGGCCCAGGAGCAGUGCUUGUGUGAAAGAACCACUGCGUCCUCUCGCCCGCCAUCUGCAAGCCUUUCACAAACCACACAGUUGCCUCUCUCAUAACCAAACUGGAACCCUUCGCACCAGCUGGCAAAGGAACAACAAAAAAAAAGGUUUUAGAGAGAGAUGUUCUUCCUCUGGCUUUCCUUCUUCAAUUUCUCUCGUUUGCCAUCCACAGUACCUUUAUUUAUGAGUCAAAAAUUGUAGCAUAUUUCUUUAGCAAGUCUGAGCUAAACCCCUGAAAGCAGGAUAAUGCUCAUAAAAGGACUGUCCCCCACUGUCCCCAGGUGCCCGUUGUUCAUGCUUAAGGGAAGGUCAUAAAGCCACAGGUCCCAGAUGCUCAGGUUAGGACCCCCAAAGCUGAGGUUGCCUGAGAGAUUUCCAGAGAAGCUGCAGCUGGCCCUGGCCCUGAUCGCCCAAGAGUCGCACAUGUAAACCCAAAGGCGUGUAUAUAUCUGUGUAUGUGUGGUCCUCAGCCACAUCUUCGUCGACAACUGUUUGUUUCUAAGUUACAGCCUUGAAUUUAACAUUGCCAUCAUGUUUGUGUGUUUCCACCAAAGGGAAACCAGCCAUUUACCAUUUUUAAUGUCUGCUGAGUACAGAAAUCAGGCAGUCGAAGCCAAAAA
Messenger RNA from Vicugna pacos (alpaca), 1721 nucleotides. RefSeq names its product Ras association domain family member 5 (gene RASSF5). The record is from RefSeq and is a predicted model, not a curated record. Gene Ontology annotation, cellular component: nucleus. Gene Ontology annotation, biological process: signal transduction. NCBI's taxonomy places the organism in Eukaryota, Metazoa, Chordata, Mammalia, Artiodactyla, Camelidae.